GCCGGAGUCUGCUCGAGUGCUCCAGUGCACAGUGGGUUUUGAUCCAUCCGCGAUCUCAAAGCACUAAAACGUUGGUUGUUAGCAUUGCCGAUCUGACAAUCGCGCGGUGUACUCGUGCUCGGAUCAUUAUUAUUAAAAUUACGUCGUAACAAUAACCAUUUUUGGACUCAUCAUCACUUUGAUCGUCUCAUAUCCCAGUUCGGACUUUUUAUUUAAUAGUUUUUUUUAAAAAUGUCAAUUAUUGCAUUUCGUAAUUCGAGCGCCCACUAACUGCCGGCUGAAGUGUUUGUUUACAUUUUAUGUGGACCAGUGACAGUUUUUUUCUUUUUUAGUUAAAGUUUAAUUUGUGCUGAAGGACGCAUCCCUCAAUUUGAGGGAUCAUUAUUAAUUAGUCAAAAUUAACGCAGCAAUAAUGAACUCAUAUUUUGAACAGAGUGGCUUCUACGGAGGCCACCAUCAUCAAGGUUCUGGCUCUGUAACUGGAGCUCACCAUCAUGACCCAGCUGCUGCUGCUGCGGCUUACAGAUCAUUCCCAUUAAGUUUAGGCAUGUCACCUUAUGCUUCCAGUCAACAUCAUCAUGCCGCACAUUCCUUACACCAAGCCAGACCGCCACAAGAUUCACCUUAUGACGCUUCCGUAGCCGCAACUUGCAAACUGUAUUCCUCAGAUGGCCAACAAAACAGUUACAGUAAUCCCACAACAAAAUCAGAUUGUUCAAAAGGCAACGCCGACCAAAACGGUUACGCGGCAGUGGUCGCGGCAUCAGCCGAAGCUGUUAAAAAUGCAUGGCAAAGUGCUACAACUGGAAGUGGUGCCAAUUUAGCAAAUAGUCUGGCUGGACCGGUAAGACCUUCAGCGUGUACACCCGAUUCCAGAGUCGGUUACGGAUCGUCCGGUUUGAUCGGAGGAGAUCCAUCAACGAGUCCCGGAGCAGCUUCAGGAACGAGAACUUCCAAUUCUUUAUCGUCUUGGAAUAAUCCAUGUUCGUUAAAUACCACUUCGACGCAACCGGUUGGUACGCAGAUUCAUCAACAGACGAACCACACGUUCUAUCCAUGGAUGGCAAUAGCAGGUGCAAAUGGUCUAAGAAGGCGGGGUCGUCAAACGUAUACGAGGUACCAAACGCUCGAGCUAGAAAAGGAGUUCCACACGAACCACUAUUUGACCAGGCGGAGGAGGAUAGAGAUGGCGCACGCCCUUUGCCUGACGGAACGACAGAUAAAAAUAUGGUUCCAAAACAGGCGGAUGAAACUUAAAAAAGAAAUACAGGCCAUAAAAGAACUAAACGAGCAAGAAAAACAGGCGCAAGCACAAAAAGCGGCGGCGCAAGCGGCCGCGGUAGCAGGACAAGUCGAUCAAAAUUAGUUAAUUCCCCCCAAUCCUGGUCCAUCCUGGUGAUAAUGAUGAAGGGAUACGGCUGAGUUCAUUUACUUAAAAGAUUUGGUAAAGUUCUGCAUCCACUUGGUCAAUACUACCAGAGUUCGCCUGUCACCCAAUCAUUCGAAGCCGUUUUCCAAAAAAAAAAAAUGUUCAACGAACUGCCCUCAUCCUGUCAAAGAAAAUAUACGUAAAACCCUCUGGGAUAAUAUAAUAUAAACUCGAAUAAAACCUGUGAAAAUGUGUAUACUAUUUAGUUUUUAAGGUUUUUAGAUUAAAUUAUAUAAUGUAUAAAAUAAUUUAUUGUUUAGUGGAGAUUGUGUAAUAAUAUAUUUUUGAAGUUUUGAUUGAAUGCAGCCAAAAAAAUGUAAUCGUCAUACAAAAGCCUAAAGGAACGAUAUACGUAAAAAAUACAUCCCUAUAUUAUUGUAUAAAGGUGCAAACUUAAGUUUGUAUAUAAGAAGAUCAAUAAGUUUAAGAAUAAUGAGGAAAAAUGUUCAUUAUCCAUUAUUCUUGAAAAUUAUUGCCCUGCGGUAUUGUGUAAAUUAAUACCUAUUUCUAGUGACUUUCAAAGAUUAUUAAUUCGUACUAAAGAUUCUUUUUGUAAUAGCAUAACUUUAUUAGUUAGUAGUGACGGCUGUACUAAAACCAUAACAUGAAAAAUCUUUAGGAAUUAGAACUAGCAAAAUUGAAAACGUUUUAAUUUGUUAUUUAUUUAUGCCGUAAUUACAUAAAACCAAUGGCCACACAUUGUAAAAAUUACCUUUGUAUAAAUAGACUUAAAAUGUUUUUAAGAAGAACCUCUUAGUAUGAAUUUAAAAGUAACGAAAAAGAGUGUACCUAAAUUACCGUUGUAGAUUUUAGGCCAAUAAAUAAUUUAGAUGUCGAUAUAAAAUUUAGUAUUAUUUUGUAUGUUUUAGAUUUAAUUUUAGAUGAUUCACUUACAUGAUCGUUAAAAACGAGAGUACAACAUUUGUAUACGUAAUAAUUGUACUAAAGAGUAUUAUAAAAUAGCUUGCAAGCCAGUAUGUUUGAAAGAAAAAUAUUAAAAAAUAUUGUAGAAGCUUUUUAUUGGUGUCCAAUUUGUAAAUAAAUUUUAUUAUAAUUCUUAUUGGCAUUUAUAAUAUUAGAAAUUUUAUUAUAAUAUUCUACAAUUUUUUUUUUGUACAUACGCUGUAAAAUUAUGAAAAAAAAAAUAGCCUAUAAGGAUAAAAUGUAUACUGUUUAUCUAG
This is a messenger RNA of Ceutorhynchus assimilis (cabbage seed weevil), 2610 nucleotides long. The record is from the annotation of a GenBank genome assembly. NCBI's taxonomy places the organism in Eukaryota, Metazoa, Arthropoda, Insecta, Coleoptera, Curculionidae.